Messenger RNA from Lactuca virosa, 450 nucleotides. Lineage: Eukaryota; Viridiplantae; Streptophyta; Magnoliopsida; Asterales; Asteraceae. The record is from the annotation of a GenBank genome assembly.
AUGAGAGGUCCUUCUGAAGCAGGUCCAAGUAAAGCAAUAAAGAAGAGUAAUGCAAAAAACUGUCCUUCACAAGAAGGUCCAAGCACUCCAGCUCCAAGUGCUCCAACACAUGUGAGUCAAGAUCCUUUGACUCAAGAGCAUGUCAAUCAAGAGUCUGUCAUUCAAGUGAAUGUCCCUGUGAAUCAAGAGUCUGUCAUUCAAGAGAAUGUCCCUGUGAAUCAAGAGCAAGUGAAUCAAGAUCUUGUGAAUGAAGUACCUAUCAACCAAGAUCCUGUGAAUCCAAUACCUAUUAACCAAGUGCUUGUGAAUCUUGGUGUUAGAGUGCAUAAGAGACUUGGUGUUAGAGCAAGGAAGCCUUCAGAGAGAAUCAACAAGAUACAAAUCAGGAAGCAGGAUUUUCGAAAGGAUGGCAAAGGAGUGACUGAGGACAACCCAAUUACUUUAGAGUGA